UUUGAUCUGGGUGGAAAAUUAGUUACUUUAUAGUGGGAAGAUAAACAAGAGCAUGCACUAGCCUGGAGAUACACCGACACCUGCCGGCGGCUCUUAGAGCUUGUGGGGAGUCUGGAGGAGUUGCAGGUUCCAGUCUCUUUGAGGUCCGCGGGACCUGUGGGGACCUGGCUUUUUCUUGGUUGAAGUAAUUUCCGGGGCUGAGAUCCUACUUUCCCUUAUUCCGAGGUGCAGCCCGGAAUAAACAUCCCGGAUUACUUGGGGUGACCUCUGUCCCCAUCACAAGGGGCCUAAAGCCGGGGAGACCCAGUAGAGGGGACUCGAUGCAGGCGCCUCCCCUCCCACGAGUUCAGCAGCCCAGGCGGGAAUCCUGUGGUUGGGGGCGCGGCCCUCCGCGGGGUCCAGUUGCAGGGAGUGAGGGUUCCCAGCAGGUGCAGUUUGGUGCGGCCGAGGGCAUCUUUCAGGGCCAGAGCCCAGAGACGGCCUAGAAGAAGGGUUAACCUUUCUUGUGCCUGGAAGACGACUUCCGAGCGGCCGAGCACUCCCAAGGGUCUGCAUUCGGUGGCGGGGUACAAAGCUAUGACAGCAGAAGGCUGCCUGAAUGGAGCGCCGGGGAGCCUCUAGGAAGAGCCUCUGUGCUACACCGCGCAGAGGGUUCUGGGAGUUGUAGUUCGACCUUGUUUCCGGGCUUGCGGGUCUUGGCCCCGCUGGCUAGAUGCCUGUCUCUCGCCUGGCUUCCUCGGUGGUGUCUAGUGUGAGAUCGAGCCUGGGGUGGAGGAGGGCUGAGCACGGGUCCUCUAAACCCGAGUGGCUGGAGGGAGGGCUCAGGGAGGCCCCCGGAUAGGCGCCCGGCGGCCCGGUGAGGUCGCGCGCGCUCCCGGGCCUCUGGGUGGACAGAGCAGUGGACCCUGGCCUCGCGGUGGGGGUCUCCUGCACGGCCCAGGGAGGGAGUCGCCGUUGAGCCUGUGCGCAGAGGGUCACUUUCUGAGGACUCAAACCUCCAUGCUGGGAACCGAGAAGAAAAGGGGGUGCUCAUUGUGCUGCUGAUCCCUGCAGCCCUGGAGUCGCUCAUGAUCAUGGAUAUGGCUGAGGCUCUCACCCAGUGGGGACAGCUGAACCCUCCACAGGGAGAUGUGCCUGAGAAGCAUAGGAAUCUGGUCUUGCUGGGGCUUCCCAUUUCCAAGCCUGAUGUAAUCUCUCAGUUGGAGUCUGGGGAGAAGCUGGAGAGAGAAGCCUCAAAAGGCACAAAUCCAGACUGGGAGAUAAAACCAGAAGGCAAAGAGUUAACUCAAGAACAGGAUGUUUCUGAAGAAAAGUCAUCCCCUGGGAUGUUAAUUGAAAGAUUUCCAAAGGAAGGUGACAGUGGAUGUGAGGAUUCUCUAGAGAGUCAGCAGGAAAACCACGAGAAACAUUUAAUACAAGAAGUUGUCAGUCAGAAGAAAUCUGGAGAGAGAAGUUACCAGUGUGAUGAAUUUGGAAGAAAUUUUGGCCGGAGGUCAUUACUUGUUCAACAGCAAGGAGAAAGACUACGUAACUGUGAUUUGUUGAAAAAGAACCUAAAACAAAAUUCAGAUCUAAUGAGGCAUAAGAGAAUUUGUGCAGGGAAAAAACCCUGGAAGUGUAAUGAGUGUGAGAAAGCCUUUAGUUACUACUCAGCUUUUGUUUUGCAUCAGAGAAUUCACACAGGAGAAAAGCCCUAUGAGUGUAAUGAGUGUGGCAAAGCCUUUAGCCAGAGCAUACACCUUACUCUCCACCAGAGGAUUCAUACCGGAGAAAAGCCCUACAAAUGUCACGAAUGUGGGAAAGCCUUUAGUCACCGCUCAGCCCUUAUUCGGCAUCACAUAAUUCACACUGGAGAGAAACCCUAUGAAUGCAAUGAAUGUGGGAAAGCCUUUAAUCAGAGCUCAUAUCUCACUCAACAUCAGCGAAUUCACACUGGGGAGAAACCUUAUGAGUGUAAUGAAUGUGGGAAGGCCUUUAGCCAAAGCACAUUUCUUACCCAGCAUCAGGUUAUUCACACUGGAGAGAAACCCUAUAAGUGUAAUGAAUGUGGAAAAGCUUUUAGUGAUCGUUCAGGCCUCAUCCAGCACCAGAGAACUCAUACUGGGGAAAGGCCUUAUGAGUGUAAUGAAUGUGGGAAAGCCUUUGGCUACUGUUCAGCCCUGACUCAACAUCAGAGAACUCACACAGGGGAGAAACCCUAUAAAUGCAAUGAUUGUGCCAAAGCCUUCUGUGACCGCUCAGCCCUCAUCCGUCACCAAAGAACACAUACUGGAGAGAAACCUUACAAGUGUAAUGAUUGUGGGAAAGCCUUCAGCCAGAGUUCAUCUCUCACAAAGCACCAGAAAACUCACACUGGAGAAAAACCUUAUAUGUGUAAGGAAUGUGGAAAAGCCUUCAGCCAGAGUUCAUCCCUUUCUCAACAUCAGAAAACUCAUGCUGAAGGGAAAACCAAAGAAUAUGGAAAAGUUUUUAGUGAGCAUUUAGAAUUUGGCCAGCAAAAUAGAAUUCAUAAUGGUUAAAGACUGUACAUUUUUUUCCUGGAUGUGACUAAUCAUUCUUGAGGGGGAAAUUGUUGAUUGAGAUAACUACUCAGAUGAUUACUCACACCCAGGGAAAAAUGAGGCUUGUGAGUUAGCCAGUCACAAAGUUCCCAUGAGAGCAGCUUCCCCUGAAUCCACAGAACAUUGGCCUGGCAGUUCACUUUUGUGCUUUGUGUCUUUUAGACCUUGCUUAUUUAGAUAUCUACUGAAAAUCACGUUAAUUACCCUGGUCAGACCUGUAGCCUAGAAAGGGGUAGUACAGAAGAGUCUUUGAUGUUUUCUGUCUGUUUCAAGCUGAGUUUCUUGACAAUGUGCUUAUUUAUAAAGAUUUACCUUCAUUGUAUGUAGUUUGUACUUUAGACUUUUUCAUACCAUAGUAAAAUUUAGUUCUAGGCCUGAACUGACACUGAAUAUUAGGUUGUGAAAAUUUGAAAAGACUUUGAAAUACUUGCCUUUCACCAUUUUAUUCUUGGGUAGAGGAAGAUGAUAUGUUUGAAUUGAAACUUUGAAGGUUAUUGCUAAAAUGUUUUGAGUGCUGUUUUUAGUUUUCACAUUUGACUAAGAUGUUUCUUUGUGUGGAUUUCUUUGAAUUUAUCCUGUUUGCUGAGCUUGAAUCUGUAGGUUUAUGUCUUUUGCUAAAUUGGGGGAAUUUUCAGUUAUCAUUAAAUACAUUUUCAGCCUCCAUUCCCACACCUUCUCUCCUUCCAGGAUACUGAAACAAAUGUUAGGACUUUGCUUGUAAUAUCACAGGUUCCUGAAACUCUGUUUAUUGUUUUUCACUAUAUAUUUAUCAUAAUCUCCUCAGGCUGUCAUUAAAAUAAAAUUUCAUAGACUAGUUGGUUCAAACAACAGAAGUUUAUUUCUCAGAAUUAUGGAGGCUGGAAGCCCACGGCUUCAGUCUCUGGUGCUGGAUCUCUUCCUGGCUUUCUUGCCUGCUGUAUCCUUGCAUGGCCUUUCCUUGAUGUAUGCCUGUGGAAAGAGGCAAGAUCUCUCUUCCUUUAAAGGCCACCAGUCCUAUCAGAUUAGGACCCUAACCUUAUGACCUCAUUUAACAUUAAUUACCUCCAAAAAAUCUUUCCUCCAAAUACUGUCACAUUUGGAAAUAGCAUUCAACAAGAAUUUGGGAGGGACACAAUUCAUAGCAUUUGCCCCUGGCCCCCCAAAUUCAUGUUCUCACAUGCCAAAUAUAUUCAUUUCAUUCCAACAACUCUCAAAGUCUUAACUUAUGCUGGCAUCAACUCUAACGUCCACAGUUUCACCAACAUAUCACGUAAAGUAGGUAUGAGUGAGACUCAAGGUAUAUUUCAUCCUGAGGCAGAUUCGUCUUCAGCUGUGAACUUGUGAAACCAGACCAAUAGUGGGGCAGGCACAGGACAGAUGUUGCACUAUAAAAGGGGAAGGAAGGAAAAUGAAGGAAGGAAGGGAGGGAGGGAAAGAGGGAAGGAAAGGGAAGGAAUGAAGGAAGGAAGGAAAGAAGGAAGGAAGGAAGAAGUAAAAAGGUCCCAAGCAAUUCCAAAACCCAGAGGGGCAAUUCCAUCAGAUCUUUAUGCCUUACCUUCCAGAUUCACUGAAGCAGGGGUUCCACCUUCACAAUUCUCUGCUUCAGUAGUCCUGCCACUGAGACUGGUCUGGGCAGUCCUACCCCCCAAAGCUUCAGUGUUAGGCCAUGUGGCCUGUUGACACUUCAGUGUAUCCCCACCUGUUGGAACUAAAGAGGUAGCCUGAGGGUCUCUGAAUCUAUUCAGUCAUUCUUUCCUUGCAGCAUAGGGCUCUGCUAUAUGGUCCUGUAGGAUCUAAGAAGUCUGACAGCCUGACUUCAUCUUGUCUAGUGUUUUCUGUCCCCUUUAGUACCAACUGGCAGUGUUUCUGAUGGUUUAAUCCCAUCUCUAUUCCUGGCUUCUACUGAGAUGGUUGAUUAAACCCACGAGUCACACCCAGGAUCUCUAUAAAUGACCCUUCAGCCACAGCUAUUCUCAUUUUGCAAUGGGGAUAGACAGAAUUUUCCAAAUCUCCAAGUUCUUUUUCCUUUUUUGCUUAACAAUUGUUUCUUCAAUUCACCUCUCUCCUCUCACAUUUUACUAUAAACAGGUAGACCCAAGCCGCACCUUUAAUAUUUUGCCUACAAAUCUGCUGAAUACCCAGUUUCAUUGCUCCCAAGUUCUCUCUUCCACAAAACAGUGGAACACCAUUCAGCCAAGGAUGCUGCCACUUUACAAGGUGAAUUGCCUUUCUUCCUGUUUCCAUUUCUGUCUGACACCUCAUCAGAUUGGCCUUUAAUACACCGUAAAACCCUUUCAGCCUCCAACCGUUACCCAAUUCCAAAGCUACUUUAACAUGGUUAGGUAUUUGGUAUAGCAGCACCCAAAUCUGCCUUAGUCUUGUUGGGCUGUCAUACUACAGACUGGGGGCUCAAACAACAGAUAUGUAUUUCUUACAAAUCUGGAUACUGGAAGUUUUUGAGAGCAAGGUACCAGCUGAUUUAGUUUUGGUGUUCCUGGCUUACACACAGCCACCCUACUACUGUGCCCUCAUAGCCCUUUCUCAGGACAUAUGUGUAGAGAGAGAGAGAGAGAGAGAGAGCAAGUGCUCUUUUCUUAGAGGACACCAACCCUCUCAGAUUAGGACCCACAGUUAUGAACUUUUAAAAU
Messenger RNA from Pipistrellus kuhlii (Kuhl's pipistrelle), 5188 nucleotides. It is a transcript of the gene ZNF892, whose product is annotated as zinc finger protein 501. Gene Ontology annotation, molecular function: RNA polymerase II cis-regulatory region sequence-specific DNA binding; DNA-binding transcription factor activity, RNA polymerase II-specific. Bases 1068 to 2519 code for a protein of 483 amino acids. The transcript is spliced from 5 exons. NCBI's taxonomy places the organism in Eukaryota, Metazoa, Chordata, Mammalia, Chiroptera, Vespertilionidae. The record is from RefSeq and is a predicted model, not a curated record. Gene Ontology annotation, biological process: regulation of DNA-templated transcription.